CCCUGCCACCACACGUCUACUGCCCAAAGACCCAACUCAAACCAACAUCUCUCUCUGCCAAUUCUUCUACAAAGCUCACUCUCAAUUUCUCAUCUCUUCCUCUCCUCUGUACUCUCCCUUUCCCUAUUCUCAAUUUUACAAAAAAUAAAUCCCAAUUCACAUCUCACAAUUUAAAGUCUCAAAACAGAAACUUCAAAUCCUAAAACAGUAGUACAAGGCGUGCCUCCAUCUUUCUUCCUCUCGGUCUCUUCUCACCGUCGGUAAAACUCGCCGCCGCCAGCUCGUUCAGGCAACUGCCGUCCGCCACUGCCAGUCACCCCUUUAGCACCGCCCAGCCGUCGUCGCCGGUGCCUCAGUCGAGCGGCGCCGCCUCUCACAACUGAUCCGUCCCUCCCCCUUUUUUUCUCCACUCAAAACUAAUCUUUUAUUAAGUUUUCUAAUAGUUCGAUAUCAAUUGUUAAUGGUUGAUAACAUUUUUCAGAACUCUGGGAUUUUAAAAUUUCAUGGGGAUGAACUAACAUGAAUAUGAACAAAUAAUUCCAUGGAGAAAAACAAACGUCGGACUUGAAUAUACCUCUAGUUUGAUGGAUCAAAAAUUUGUGAAGCAAAAUCUGGAAACUCACGGCUGCUCCACUCCUUUGGCUAUCUCUUUGUUUUUCCCAGAAUUUGGAAGGAGGCUAAAAAUUUGUGGAAUGGUUCGGGUAUAUAUAUGUUCCCAUAUAGGUUGUAGAUUUAAAAUUGAUAUUUAAUAGUUGAUAUAUAUAUAAUAAAUUACGUGAUAGGGUUGGGUUUGUUGGAGGGAUUUUAGGGAAUGGAGAUAUGUGAUAAUAGUUUGGUGAUAGGGUUUGAAGAAAUAUAUCUGACCAAGUGAAAAGAUUUAAUUAGAUUUAUUUGUUUUUUUUUUCUCCUUUAUUUUUAUUUUUGGGGUGUUACAGUUAUUGAACAAUAUGCAUUAAUUUUAGGUUAUUCUAUCUUACUAUAGAGAAGUUAGUACUGUUGAUAUUUGCUAUGAUGAUUUUCUCCAGAUGGUCAUUGUUCCUUACAUAUUCUAAACAUAUAAAGAUUUAUACGGAAACAUCAUUUAAUUGUUUUUCGACAUGGAACAUCAUGAAUCAAAAAUAUGUUUUGCAAUGCUGUUAUCUCAGUGAUUUUUUCCUUGUAUGCAUAAGAGAAAACAAUAUCUCACAAAACUGGAUUGCUAUUUGGUUCAUUACCCAUAAGUAUCUUAGCUUUACCAAAGAAUUAAAGCUCUUCUCAUUACCAAUCUGUUGUUUGAGCUUGCAACUGAACAUGCUGUUGCAUUAUCAGGCUGGUUUCAAGGUGAAUGACCCAGUUCAAGAUGUAUUCAAUGGGCAGGAGGUGGACGUAUGGCCUCGUAUUGCAUGGAGUCCUAAAUGGGGGCUUACAUUCUCGUAUUACCGGAAGGAAGAUCUACCAUUGCCAUUAAGGGCCAAAGCAUCUUUCUCCAGGAUCUUGCCUUGGAUGGAGCUCUAGUUAUCGAUGCUGAGGUUAAAGUAGGAGGAACUGUGCACAACGCCGGAUGGGCCAUUGAAAAAGUCGAUUACAAGGAUACUUCAGUGCCUGAAGAAGUGAGGAUCAGAGGUUUCAAAAUUAUCAAAGUGGAGCAGUUGGAGAAGACAUACAACGAGCCCGGAAAGUAUUCAUUAAGCCCCUGAGAUCUGAUUCGGAUAUUGGAUAUAGAGGUCUGUCUUCAACUACUUGCAUGAUUCAGUCCCACUUUGUAUGAUUUUUGUAACAUUAUAUGCAUCAAAUAAAUUCUUGGGGCUUCUGCAACUGAUAAGAGAGUUAGUUAGUUAGGUGGGAUUUUGAUGAUUCAUGCUUUUGAAUAUAGAAUAAUGGAAGAAAAUUAGACCCUAUCUAGGCUGACUGCAAUUGUUUGGAUCCCAUUUCUGUGAUAUUUCUCCAAUUUCAUGUGGCUUAUAUUUCUACUUCACUUGUUUAAAAAAGUCUAAUUUUACAAUUGACUCGUAUGAAAUUAAAGUUUAUUUUGUGUU
Messenger RNA from Salvia splendens (bonfire salvia), 2015 nucleotides. RefSeq names its product UDP-sugar pyrophosphorylase-like. The transcript is spliced from 2 exons. Bases 1395 to 1676 code for a protein of 93 amino acids. The record is from RefSeq and is a predicted model, not a curated record. NCBI's taxonomy places the organism in Eukaryota, Viridiplantae, Streptophyta, Magnoliopsida, Lamiales, Lamiaceae.